GUGACGUCUUCUCGAUCCCCGCCCCUCUGGUAAAUAGCUCCAUUCUAGCAUCUCGUCCACGUCACACACGGACAUGCAACCCGGCUUCUUCAUAGACAGCAGAGCGCAGACACCGGGGAUCUGAACGAUGGAUAUGGACGCGUUACGUCAGCGUGCAGCCAAGGCUGGGCAGAGCCACGUCUUGCAGUUUUGGGACGAGCUGUCAGAAGUUCAGCGUUCUCACUUGUUGGAGGAGAUAAAGAACUUGGACUUUUUGGAAUUAAAUGGAUUUUUCCAUAAAGCUAUGGAUGCAUUUUCAGCUUCAUCUUCGCAAGAAAAAGUAGAUGCCAGGAUGGAGGCUGUACCUCAGGAAGUACUUGGCAGUGCCACCAGAGACCAGCAGCAUCUUCAGCAAUGGGAAGCUCAAGGUUUUCAUCAGAUUGCAGAUGGUAAAGUGGCUGUUCUGCUGCUAGCUGGUGGACAGGGAACACGCCUUGGCGUGUCAUACCCAAAGGGUAUGUAUGAUGUCGGACUGCCCUCUCACAAAAGUCUCUUCCAAAUACAAGCCGAGCGAAUCUUAAAGCUGCAGGAAUUGGCAAAGGAACGACAUGGGAAGGACUGUGUUAUUCCUUGGUAUAUCAUGACCAGUGGCCGUACCAUGGAAUCUACCCAUGACUUCUUUAAGAAGCAUCAAUAUUUUGGCCUAAAAGAAGAAAACCUUAUCCUUUUCCAGCAGGGGAUGCUGCCGGCGAUGAGUUUUGAGGGGAAGGUCCUUAUGGAGGAGAAGGGCAAACUAUCCAUGGCUCCAGAUGGCAAUGGAGGUCUGUAUAGAGCCUUGGGUGCACACGGAGUGCUGAAGGACAUGGAAAAGAGAGGAAUCGAGUACAUUCAUGUAUACUGUGUAGAUAACAUUUUGGUGAAGGUGGCUGAUCCAGUGUUUGUUGGAUUUUGUGUGACCAAGGAGGCAGAUUGUGGAGCCAAGGUGGUGGAGAAGAUGAAUCCCACUGAGCCUGUUGGUGUAGUUUGCCGCGUAGAUGGUGUGUACCAGGUUGUGGAAUACAGUGAGAUCACACUGUCUACAGCACAGAAGAGGAGUACAGAUGGAAGACUCAUGUAUAAUGCUGGCAACAUCGCCAACCAUUUCUUCACAAGACGGUUCCUACAGCAAGUAGUGGAGGUCCAUGAGCCUCAGCUCCAGCACCAUGUUGCAGUGAAGAAAAUCCCUCAUGUGGACACACAGGGUGUGCUAAUUCACCCGGAUAAACCCAACGGAAUAAAGAUGGAGAAAUUUGUCUUUGACAUCUUCCAGUUUGCCAAGAAAUUUGUGGUAUUUGAAGUUUUACGUGAAGAAGAGUUCUCCCCUUUGAAAAAUGCUGAUAGCCAAAAUGGAAAGGACAACCCCAGUACUGCCCGCCAUGCACUUAUGUCACUGCAUCACUGCUGGGUCCUCAAUGCUGGCGGACACUUUGUGGAUGAGAAUGGCACCUGGAUCCCUGCAAUUCCUCUCCAAUCCAGAAAAGAGAAUGGAAGCGCACAGGACAAGACUGAGACUACCAUGCAGGAUGCUGGGGAUGUGCCCAUUCAGUGUGAGAUUUCUCCACUUGUCUCUUAUUCUGGAGAGGGCCUGGAGCCUUAUGUGAAGAACAAGGAGUUGCAUGCACCUCUUACAAUAGAUGAAACCGGAAUUCACCAGUUGGUGAGGAAUGGCCUCUAGGAGCCCCGACUUGUUCACAUUCUACAUAUUUAUGGAUGAAAUCAAUAGGUACUUGAAAAAUGAUACUUUUGGAUCUUUCUGCUCAGCCUCUGACAUUGCAGAACAUUUUAGCUUACAUUUUAAUGCCAAAUCUUGGAAGAAAAUUGACGUAUUUAUAGGGGGGUUAGUGUGGGGGGGGG
Molecule: messenger RNA, 1872 nt
Organism: Rana temporaria (common frog)
Lineage: Eukaryota; Metazoa; Chordata; Amphibia; Anura; Ranidae
Gene: UAP1
Product: UDP-N-acetylglucosamine pyrophosphorylase 1
Exons: 11
Coding region: 128-1693 (521 amino acids)
Biological process (GO): UDP-N-acetylglucosamine biosynthetic process
Molecular function (GO): UDP-N-acetylglucosamine diphosphorylase activity
Source: RefSeq, a predicted model, not a curated record